AUGUGGGUCACUCUAGCUGCUAUCCUGAACAUAUUGUUGCUGGCCAACUCUACUGGAGAACCGAGUGUAUUCAUCACUAUGUCGCCUAAUGUGAUAGUCGGUGAGGCGAAUACCAUUAUGGUGAGAACAUCAGUUGGAGCUUCUAAGGUUAAGAUGGUCACCAUUCUACCCGGGACACCGGAGAAAGUUGUCAAAAACGAGGUGUAUCCUAUUCGUUCUCUGAGUGGGGAUCAACGCGGGGUUGACAUUCAGUAUCGGCCGAACUUUUUAUUAAUGACAUUAACAUCACAAGAGGUGAUUUUUAACUUCACCGUGUACUUUUGCUCUGGUAAAGCCUGUUCUGUGGUGACCAAGAAAAAUCUGACCGAAAGAGUUCAGUUCAUCCGAAGACCCAUCAUCGUUUUGGGGGAAACAGACAAACCACUCUACCGUCCCGGUGAAACCGUUCGCUUCCGUUUCCUCGCAGUGACAACACAACUUAUCACUCCCUUUACUAAACCAGCCAACUAUCCACGCAAAAAGCUCAUUCAGCUCAAAGAUGGCAAUCUCACAUUAGUGGAUUUGACAAAAAAAGAUGAAGAAAAGUUGAACCGAAUGCAGUUAUAUGAAAUCACUUUGAUGGAUAGUAUGGGGAAUCGUGUCAAAAUGUGGCGCAACGUUACACCGUGGGAAGCUACCGGAUUGCAGUACACGCUGCUACCAGACUCACCAGAAGGUAAAUGGACCAUCACAGUCAUGGUUAUGGACCAGACCGAACAAUUUGCUUUCCAGGUGCGUCAGUACGUGUUACAGCGUUUUGUAAUCACAGUAAAUACCCCAACCGAUCUAUCACUUGAGUCCACUUAUGCACAGUUUUCGGUGUGCUCUAAAUAUUCAAACGGUCCACCCAUGCAAGGAUUUGUGCGAGCCCAUCUGUGCGUCUGUUCGAAGCCACGGGAUGAAUCCGAUGAGGAGAAUACCAAACAAGCCAUUUUGGAUGGAGGCACAUGCUCGGCUGAAGCAUACUCAAACAAACCACGACCAUGUGCGAUUGCCCAGCUCGUAGUCGACGAUACUGGAUGUGCCCUGUUCAACAUGUCCACCCAGCCACUCGGAUUGAACAAGCCAGAGCAUUCCCAAUGGAAUCAAGUGGCGGUUGUAUGCGCAAAUGUGGAAGAGGAGGGUACAAAAUCCAAUGUAGCUGACUGCAAAAUUGGAGUGGAGUUGACGCGACGUACAGAUGAACCGAAGCUGGAAAUACAGAGUGUAUACAAGGUUGGACUUCCAAUUACCGGGUUCCUCACCGCACCUAAAUUGUCGAACACACGGGUGAAGCUCAUGGUAUCAGAACAGCCUGAAGGGUGUGGGUGGGGGUUUCGACGCGGCGGUUGGGCGUCACAGAACACUCAUCUCUAUUCUGCAGUGUUGACCGUGAAUCAAAUGGGCGCUGCUAAAUUUCUGAUCCCACCUGUCAACUCGACAGAAUCCAUCACCGUCAAAGUUACUCACAACGAUGUCGAUCAGAGUGAGCAAACGGCAGCCAAGAUGAUAGCACCAGCUAUGCGAUAUAUUCGACCAGUUGAUGACAGUGUGGUGGCUAGCGAAACGCUCAGACCAUGGCGCGAUAUACAGAGCGUGGUCAUGCAGUUGUGGCCUACGGAAGCAUCCGUUCAGUACUCGUGUCCUGGCGAGGUGAGUUUCCAAGUGAUUGCCAACACACAGCUGGCCGACAAAGUGUUCUAUAUUCAGUCCAAUGUGAGGGGGGAAAUCUUGACUCACGUUAUACCUGCAACUUCUAAAGGAUCAGAACCAUGUAUAGAUGUUGACGGAGAGUUAGGGCAUUAUCGUUGCCUCAAACCCACAGGAGAUCGCAUCGAGUGCCUCCAUGGAUGGACUGGUGAUAACUGUUUGAAGCCUGUUUGUGCGGCGGAGUGCCAUCUCCGUGGUGGUACCUGCGAUUUGCCGAAUGGCUGUAUCUGUCUUGAAGGCUGGAGCGGUUCCAACUGUGAUAAUUGUGUUCGACUAGAAGGUUGUAAUCAUGGAACAUGCGUCACGGGAAAUGAUUGUGUGUGCAAUCCAGGAUGGAGUGGAUAUCUCUGUGAUAGGAAAAUUGUAGAGUACGAGAGGAUAGCGGAACACAGAGAUAGAAAGGAAUCGCCCGAGACGCGUUUCACUGAAAUCAUAAAAAACAUUAAACAUAAGAGGGCAUCAAACAAGCGGAUAAUGCGGACGCUAUUUAGGCGGAAAAUUAAAUUCAACUUAACAGGAGACUGGGGCCCAGAUGCGACCGUGGUUGUGUACUUCUAUCAAAACAGUGAUUCAGGAAAAGUUAUCGUUCCAACUGUGGUGAAACUGGAGAAUAUGUAUCAAUGUAUCAGUCGCUCAGUCGCAAAGCUGGUGCAGUCUGGUAAGAAGGGAAUGAAGUUUGAUGCCUCUCGUGUUAGCCCUGGUCAAGGUGUCCAAUUAGUCAUCUCCCCCACCGGUAUGGGACGCCUUCCAUACAACACGACCGACGAAACUGAGGGGGUGUGUUUUGUCCGCAUUUCCGAUGUGACUCUGCAAAAUUUCGACCAAGAUGAAAAUGUGAUUGAUCGCAUCUCUGUUGCCAAACGUAUACAACUGCUGACCACAGCUAGCUCGCAGUCGUCAACAAUCCCCACUACUUCUACGGCAGCAUUUCAAAGCGCAGGUCUACUUGUAAGUUCAUCUACUGAACUGGACGUCAUUCAGCCGUCUCGGACGGGAUGUCUAUUUACAGGGCUAGCAAAUGGGCCAAUUCCUAUGGCUUUUCAUUUGCGGUCACCAGUAAGUAACAUGUUUUCAAUAACGCCACCUGCGCCACCGAAACCGAGGAUGCGCAGUGACUUCCCGGAAGUAUGGAAAUUCGAGGUAUAUAGAAUUAACUCGUCGAGCAUAAUGAAACAGCUCACCGCACCAGAUACCAUAACCACUUGGAUCGCUUCCGCGUUCUGCACAACUCAAUCCAACGGACUUUGGAUUCCAGAUGAUGAGAAUUUGACUGUCAGCAUGCCAUUCUACGUCGAUAUCACCUUACCGGUACACGUGAAACGGGGCGAGAUACUCUACUUACCAGUCAGCGUGUUUAUGGAAACAGACACAGGAGGUUCCCAAAAAUGUUUGGAGGCUCAAGUACAAACCACUGUGGACGCGAAUGAUUGGGUUAGAGUGGGGACCAGCUCGUACACUGGUUGUGUCUGCGAGGGCGAGAAAACAACUUUCCAACUUGGACUGCUGCCAGUACGGAUGGGGCAACUGAAUGUGACCGUGGAAGCACAAGCCACAGUCGGUAGUCAAUUAUGCAACCAGGAGAUGGAUCCCGUUGUUCAAAAGGAGGACGAAGUGAAAGUACACGUGCUCUCAGACAUGAUUCAACGGCAGAUACGUGUAAUUCCGGAGGGUGUCCCUCAGGAACUGGCUAUUGGUGGAAUCCUCCACAUCCAACCGAACGAAACGGUGACGAAGCAAGCGUUCCCCAUCAGCCUACCAAGUAAGAUUGUCAGCGAUUCUCUGCGAAUCUACAUAUCGUAUUCCGAUGAUAUUCUCGGUCCAGCACUAAACAAUUUAGACAGCCUUAUACGUCUCCCAUUGGGGUGUGGUGAGCAAAAUAUGGUUCUUGUCGCCCCAAGUGUGUACGCGUUGAGUUAUCUUAUGUCGAUGCACUCAGCAAGCUCUGAUCGCACAGUGACUUUGAUAAACCAAGCCAGAAAUUACAUUGUAAUGGGCUACCAGCGCCAGCUAAACUAUAGACUAUCGGACGGUUCCUAUUCGGCCUUCGGCGAAUCUGAUAAGCAUGGGAGCACUUGGCUGACCGCAUUUGUACUCAAGGUGUUCGCGAGAGCCAACAAAGUGGACAGCAGUCUAUCCGUUGAUUGGACAAUGUUGUUCAACGAAACUAUUGCAUUUCUGAAACAACGUCAGAAUCUGACUGGAUCCGGGUGCUUUGUGGAGAUGGGUCGUGUGAUCCACACGGCAAUGCAAGGUGGCACUGGCAAUCAACUCGACCUAAGUUCAGAGGAGCUCCUCACUGCCUACGUUUUGACUGCAUUAGUUGAGACCAUACCAGAAGGAGAAGAGGAAGCCUACUCACCUGAACUAAGUCAAAUGAUUCAGGCUGGAAUGAAGUGUCUCAAGGUGGGAAUGCUGGGUGAAUUGACAUCCAGCGAUCGGUUGCAAAACGUGUCCACCUACGGAUUGACGCAGCUGGCACUAGCGUUAGCCUUUUGCGAACCACAAAAUCCCUUGAUGUCUGUUGUCGCAAGCGAAAUAAUUAAAAGAAGGUUAUCGAACUCCGCCGCAUCUGGCUUUUACUGGACCAAUGAUGGAAAGAAGGUGAUGGGUGAAGCAAGUGCCCUGGAUAUUGAGACGACGAGCUACGCAUACUUGGCUCUGGCCAAAACUGGUGUGCAAUUCUCCGAUCUGUUCUCUAUCGUUCGCUGGUUAUCCUCGCAGCAAUCCGCCACUGGGGGAUUUCGUUCCACUCAGGACACCAUUUCAGCAUUGGAAGUAAUCAGCGAUGGCGCAAAACGACUCGGUCUGGACCAAAGGGCCAGCAGUGAAUUACAAGAGCUUACAGUUGUCGCCACCAUACUGCCGGCCAAUAUUUCGGUUAGUUCUACUCUGAUGGAUAGCAACAUGCGCGUUGUCAAUCGAUUCGCGGUUCCAGAAACUAUGCCGGCUGAUGUUAAAUAUGUUGAAUGGGCUGUCUCGUCGAAUGGUGCUUCACGAAGUACCUAUCUCUCUGUCCAAACUGAACUCCUUUACAAUGUUCCGGAUAGGCAUGACGUGGAAAAUGCCAGCUUUGUGCUGACCACCAGCGUAGUUCAGGGUGCUUUCCCUCAAACGGACACAUGCAAGCUUGCCAAUAUCACGAUAUGUCUCCGACUACCGGACAUCGACCCCAGUCCUCAACCUACCGGAAUGCUGCUCAUCGAGAUCGGUAUGGUGAGUGGAUGGUCACCAGUGAAAGAAGGUCAGUUCCCUGUUGUCGAACACGACGGCGAGUCACUGAGGAAAGCGGAAAGCGAAAGCGAUGAUACUAUUUCUCUACUCUUCGACGGCUUCACGUCGGAGGAGUUAAACUCCACUGGAAAUGAGGGGUGGCCUGGUCUCAAACGAUGCGCUGUCGUACUCGUAAAACAGAACUUAUACGUGAAGAAUUCCCAGCCUGCCGAAGUGAGAGCUAGAGACUACUACGCACCGGACCGAUCUGCAUCCGUUAACUACUCACUCAGCGACUGUGAAUUGGCAUGGCUCACCCCGGGUGAAAUCCAACCGUCUUCCGACAAAACAGAUCACCCGGUCUCCACUAUGAGCACUGGUGUCCCGACAACGUUACCGCCGCGCCGGUGUCCCACGUGUGGACUUACAACGGAGGCAAACGACUCACUGGCAAAUCAGUUGUAUAACGAGCUUUGCACUGGCUACAACAACUUCUUCCUGUUCAGUGUACAUUCCGGUUCGGGUGAUGAAUACAAUAUAACAAUCUCUUCAAUCGACUCAUCCACUCAUGUCGCAAGUUGGAAUGCCACUCUGAGCCUGGCUGGCUGCCCAUGUCCUGUGGUGUCUACGAGUAAGCAGUUAAUGAUGUUUUCAUCUGGUGCUUUUGACUUUUACCCGGGUGAGCCGGAGGUGAGCAUUCGAUCGACUCAGUCAUCCGCCAUCGUUGCAUCAGUUCAAGAGAUGUUGCCUUACGUGAAAAGUGCAUUCGAAUUGUGGAAAUCCAAUGCGACUGUUAAUGGGACCGAUGAUUCGACCUCUCCCUGGAUGCGCAACAGCUGGAACUGCAAACGGAUUCCAAGUGUGUACCGUUACAUACUGACUAAAAUGUUGUGAUUUUCGCAAGUAUAAACAGAGUGACUAGUGUAAACAAUUUCAAUGAAGCUGGCUGAUUUGAUUUUGCAUGUU
Molecule: messenger RNA, 5904 nt
Organism: Dicrocoelium dendriticum
Lineage: Eukaryota; Metazoa; Platyhelminthes; Trematoda; Plagiorchiida; Dicrocoeliidae
Source: the annotation of a GenBank genome assembly